Messenger RNA from Lepidothrix coronata (blue-crowned manakin), 762 nucleotides. RefSeq lists its product as uncharacterized. The record is from RefSeq and is a predicted model, not a curated record. The transcript has 6 exons. Lineage: Eukaryota; Metazoa; Chordata; Aves; Passeriformes; Pipridae. Bases 1 to 762 code for a protein of 253 amino acids.
AUGGCGUCGGCUGGGCGCGGCGGGCGGGUGGGCGGCGGAGCGCGGUGCGGCGGCGGCGGCUCCUCUCGGGUGUCUGGGCGCGGCGCGGACUCCGGCGGCAGAAAGGGAAGCGGCGAGGGCGCGAGCCGGGCGGAAGCGCUGCCGACGUCACGGCCGCUGUGCCCGGAGGAGGAGGAAGCGGUUGCUAUGGCGGGAGCCCCGCGUGGCGACGCCCUGGCCCCGCGCGCACGCGCGGGCGGGGAGGGGGCACCCGCAGCCCAUACACACGGCCCCCUCCUGCCACCCGGUAGAACUGCCCAAUCACAGGGGAGCCGCCGGCUGAUUGACGCUUCGGCCGACCAAUGGCGGCGCCCUCUUAAAGAGGUCCCUUGGAAGGGCCAGAGAUGCCAGAUGUAUCCGGACUGUGAAUCUGCUGUUCUUGAGGCAGAGAGGAGCAGUGGCACACAACUGAGAACCAGGUGUCAAGGCUGCCGUCUCUCAGCUUCUCCUAUAGCGAGGCUCCCAGUAUAUAGGACCAUUUCUUCCCUGGGGAAAUUUCACAAGUAUGUGUUACAUAGAUUGGUGGGAGAAUGUUGUGCAAGUCUUUGUGGACAGCUCAAAGGUUUUUUCAGCUGGAGUGCCUUUAUGGCAUCAGUUAUUCAUUGGGCCAGUGACAGACUGGCAUGUGAGAAGAAACUGAAGCCCUGGGUUUCUGAGACAGAACAGGGCUGGCUGAAGAGGCAUGCUGUGGCAUCGAAGCAGAAAUUACCAUGUGAUCACUAG